Messenger RNA from Patella vulgata (common limpet), 3250 nucleotides. RefSeq lists its product as uncharacterized. Gene Ontology annotation, molecular function: carbohydrate binding. The coding region runs from base 347 to 1519 and encodes 390 amino acids. Gene Ontology annotation, biological process: biological process involved in interspecies interaction between organisms. The transcript is spliced from 7 exons. NCBI's taxonomy places the organism in Eukaryota, Metazoa, Mollusca, Gastropoda, Patellidae. The record is from RefSeq and is a predicted model, not a curated record. Gene Ontology annotation, cellular component: external side of plasma membrane.
AAUUUCUAUUUGACCCACGUGGCCUGUGUUCUCGACUUAUUGCUAUUUCGUGCUGUUGCACAUAUUGUGUGUGCUCUUUUACAUUGUGUUGUUUUGAGAGACUUUAUCUCUCUAUUGUAAUCCAAGUUUAGGUUUACUAUUGUGGAUUAUUACUAUGUCAGAUUAUACCGAUUCAAGGAUUAUUCUGCUAACUUUGGAAUUACUACGGUAACGCCGAAAAGACAUCUAUAAAGGACUGUCUACAAACUACUACUUCAAAGCAGUAGAAGCACCAAGAGCAAAGAAGACUUCAACCGAAUACUGAUAAAAGUGGACUGAAUACUGAAAAAUUUGAAGGUAUAGCAAAAUGGAAUUUGGAAGAUAUGUGUAUCAAAGUAUUUUUCAGUUAGUGGUAAUAUCCAUUCUACAACAUGCUAUUGACGUUACCGGCGUAAAUACAACAUCCCGACGAAUGAUAUAUUACUUGUAUACAGUACCACGAACAUGGAACGAAGCUAAAAUAUUAUGUAAUAACCAAGAUGCUACACUGCUUCUUUUAAAAAAUGAAGAUACAGAAAUGCAAUUAAAAUAUUUAGAUGAAAUAUCAGAAUGGAAUGGCAACUUUACCACAAUGUUGACAGCGGAACCGUUUUGGAUUGGGCUAUAUGAGGAUAACUCAACUUAUUAUUGGGAAGGUUGUAAUCCUCUAGGUAAUUGGUCGUUUUGGAGUGCUGUUACAUCUCAGCCAGGAGAUAUGUGUGUUUCUAUAGACCUUAACUUCAGUGGUAUGUCGUCACCAUGUCACACUAAGCGUAACUUUAUUUGUCAAAGAGACGAAGGAGAAUGUUGGUUUGAUCCCGUGCCAUAUAACACUACAACCGAUGGAAUCAGAUCAGCUAAGAUAAAUGUUACAGAUGAAGCCGAUUGUGCUACACGCUGUCGAAGCGCUUUUAAAUAUGACGCCGAAUGCUGGGCCUUUUCCUUCAACUAUGUGACCUCAGAUUGUUACUUACAUUAUCACAACGACACUUUGGCAUAUAUUCGACCCAGCAGAGUUCUAAAUCCUGAUCAAAAUAUGAUUUUCUACACUAAAAUGUGUUUAGAUGGUAUAACACGAGUUGAUAACCGAUCACUGUCACAAGAUAGUACAACGCCUUUGAUGAGUUCAUGUAAUGGAGUAACACCAUCCGAUGAUUCAGUAUAUGAUACUGAUGUAUGUUACUGUGGCUGUGAAGCACCACCAACUAUAUUUGAUCCAGAACUCGAGGCCUUGACCAUAGGUGAUAAGGUUGAGGCAAUCCACAAAGAACUGACCGUGGAUACCAAAAACAUUUCCUCGUCCGUUAGGAAACUUGUUAGUGCCACAGACAAUCGACCCAGUGCUGUUAGUAUCGGUUAUGUUAGUGUAUUCUUUAUGGCUCUUGUAUUCGGUGGUAUAGUUCUUCUGGAUAUAAAUGUGCUAGUAUCUGCUAUAAAAGAUCUCUACAGGAGCUUCACCAACAAGAAUGACGACAUGUCGUCGAAGGAAAGCAACAUGUGAAGUGUAGUAUUGAUGGAUUUAUCUGAAGUUAUUAAUUUAAAUACCUUUUCUUCACCCAUUAUUGAUAUACAUGUACAUAUAAAUAAUUUGAAUUCCGUUCAUUUUACAAGCUUCAUGAUUUUAAUACAAAAUUGACAACACUAUUUUUCAAUAGAGCACACUUUUCAUUUGGGAUAUAUUAUACAUAUUUAUUCCCACCAAAUGUUUGUUUUUGUGACCAAAUAUGCUUUGGGCAAAUUGCAGUCCAUUCAGCCUCCCCACAGCUAGAAUUCCAAUCGCUUUACAGGCUACAAUAUUAUUAACAAAACUUUCUUUUUUGAAAAAAAAAAUAAUAUUAAAAAAUUCGGGAUUGACCAUUAGUAGUCCAUACCAUAUUGGUGGAUUGACAGACAGGUAUCAUUUACUGAAGCACUGUAUGCAAAGGUUUUAAACCCGCUUGGGGUGUUCAACCUGCCAUUUAGUUCUGUUGUAUCCCAACUCUUCGUCUUGUGUACACCAAGCUGACUGUAUGUUUUAUUGGUCUACAUAAUAUCUUCUUUCAAGAGAUGUUUGAUUACCCGUAGGGGAAACGGGGUGAGAAAUGUAAGACGUAGCGUGUAUUGUCAGGGUUUUUGUUUACAGACUGGUAUUUCAGCAACUGUGUAUAAAAUCGUACGAAAAAGUUGACUGAAUUUUUUACGAAAUUGUACAUGCCUAUACAAGGGGGAUAUCCUCCAUAAAUCCGUUCUUAUUGUUGUAAAAUUUGUGAAUUUUGAGACAUCUUUAUUUUUUUUAUUAAUACGUUUUAUUUGAAACUAAAUAAUUUGCACAUGCCUUUUAAAUGGAGAUUUCCGAUUCUAAGCUGUUUGUGAUAACGACAUUGUUUAAAUCCUGUUUAUUGUAAAUCCGUCCUUAAUCAAGUUAAUGUUGCAAAGUUUUAUAACGUAAAGUUUUCGGUAAUUAUAUUAUGCAUAAUGUUCACGUUUUAUUUAAAACUUAAAGAUACAUUAUGGGAGAUAAGAUAAAGAGAUGGCAGUUCUCACUAUAAUAGUUAAAAGCUAGAUAAUGUAAAGGCAAUUUGCUGAAAAUUUCAGUCAAAUUGAUCUACUAUGAACCGAGAAUUAAACGAUUGAAAUUUCGGCCUAGCCUCCAUCGUCAUUACCAAAGUCUGUACGAUAAAAACAUAGUCUCGAUCAUCCAUUUGAUGAUUUAAUUAUGAAUGGAAGUCGAGCAGCAAAUUGGAUCAUAAUCCAAUAAAUAUCGCAUGCUAGCGAUGCCAUCGAGAGUUGAUUAUGGUCUGGAUAAGUUAAUUAAUGUCUAGUUAAUAAUUUAGAUAACAUUUCAGGCCUAAAGAAAGACCUGCAAUUGGCAGAUUUAGCUCUUGCAUAAUCUAUGUUUAAUAAAUAUUACAUGUCAAUAAAAGAGGAGUAUCCCAUAUUUUUUCAAUAUCUCUUUUAUAUUCACAGUUGCACAUUUUAUUGACAUUUUAAGAAGGAUAAAUGAUAUUUGUUAGUUUUAAUGUCUGUAAUUUGGAGAUAACUUGUAGUUUUUCGUCAUUUACGAUGCAUACUAUUGUACGUUUCAUUUAAUACUGAAUACAUUUAAAUGUCUGUAAAAGGGUGACAUUCUACACAUGUCGGCCCAUAAUUUCAUCAAUAUGGGACCUUCGAAAUAACUUAUAUUUAUGGGUAAUUUUAUUAUGCAUACUGCUGAACGUUUUAUUUAAAAGUGAAUAAAUUUUGAGAUAACUUA